Molecule: messenger RNA, 3113 nt
Organism: Phymastichus coffea
Lineage: Eukaryota; Metazoa; Arthropoda; Insecta; Hymenoptera; Eulophidae
Product: carboxylic ester hydrolase-like
Exons: 8
Coding region: 234-1985 (583 amino acids)
Source: RefSeq, a predicted model, not a curated record
GUGUGCACGCUGCAGACCACACUUGUGUAUGACUUGCACGCAGUGCAAAUCAUAAUUAUAUACCUCCACAGUAUUUUUCGAAUAUCAAUAAUUUUAUAAAAAUAAAUAACUCCAUCAGGCCUACAAGUUUUGCAAGUAUUUUUUUAAUACGGUGAUAACAAGAGUGAAACGUCGCAUGUUGUUAAAAUUGUAUAAGCCCUGUGUUUUGUACUUGUGAGUCAAAUUUUUGUUCAAUGGGAAAACUACUAAUUCACACGUUCGCCAUAAUUUUACUGGUCAAUUCAGUAAUAGCAUGGAAACCCAUUGCAAACGUAAAGAAUGGUACUCUGGAAGGUACUUUUAUGAAAAGUCGAAAAGGGAAAGAGUUUAUUAGUUUUAAAGGAAUACCUUAUGCAUUACCUCCAUUGGGUGAACUUCGAUUCGAGCCUCCAAAACCGGCAGCUUCAUGGACUGGAAUUCGAGCUGCCAAAGAAGAUGCUGAAAUCUGUACGCAACGAAAUAUUUAUACACAUCAAGAGGAAAUAGUCGGCGUUGAAGAUUGUUUGUACCUUAAUGUUUACACUCCAAGUUUGCCAUCUACAAUCGAGCCGCAGAAUCAGAUAAAUUAUCCUGUGAUGGUUUGGUUCCAUGGCGGUGGUUGGGUAACAGGUGCCGGUCAUUCGGAUUUUUAUAAUCCAAAAUUUUUGUUGGAUCACGAUGUUAUAUUAGUCACAAUUAAUUAUAGACUAGGGCCACUUGGAUUCCUGAGCACCGAAGACCUCAUAUCACCAGGAAAUCAAGGAAUGAAAGAUCAAGCUCAAGCUAUUCGUUGGGUUCACGAAAAUAUUAUCCAUUUCAAUGGAGACCCAAAUCGUGUUACCCUUUUUGGAGAAAGUGCUGGAGGCGUUGCCGUUCAUUAUCAUAUGAUCAGCCCCUUGUCGAAAGAACUGUUUCAGCGUGGAAUAUCUCAGAGCGGUACUGCUCUAUGUCCUUGGGCUUUAACCAGACCGGGACUGGCUAAGAAGAAAGCUCAACGAGUAGGCGAAUUAUUAGGUUGUCCCAAAGGCGACUCAAAGAAACUUAUAGCCUGCCUACGUACUAAAGAUGCGACUGCAUUGAUUGGCACUGAUCGCGCAUUCCAGGUUUUCGACUACUGUCCAAUGAUACCUUUCAGACCUGUAAUAGAACCUGAUCACCCAGGAGCUUUUUUAAAAGAAGACCCAGCAAUUUCUUUGAAGCAAGGAAAACUUAGCGAUAUUCAUUGGAUGACUGGCGUAACUUCUCAUGAAGGUGCUAUUAGAACUGCAGGUCUUUUCGGAUUACACAAUGGUCAGUUGUCAAAAAGGCUCGACCAAGAAUUUGAACAAUUGGCACCUAUCAGUUUGUUGUACGAAGAUACCUGUCCACCAGAAAAUCGUGAUAACGCGUCGAAAAUGAUUCGUAAAUUUUAUUUUGGAAAUAAGCCUAUAGACAAGGCCACAAAAGCUGAAUUGACUGAUAUGUAUUCAGAUGCUUGGUUUUCUAUUGCCGCUGACGAGGCAGUGCGAGACCAUUUAGAAAUGUUUUCUUCGCCUGUUUACUACUAUUACUUUGCAUAUAGAGGGAGUGCAUCAUUCAGCAAAAUUUUCGGCGACGAAAAAGAAGAUUAUGGGGUCUCGCAUGCCGAUGAAUUGCAAUAUCUCUUUCCAGUUGGUGAACAACUUUUCCAAGAUACACCUUUGAGUAAAGAGGACCACCGAGUAAUAGAUAUUGUGACAACGCUUUGGUUUAAUUUCGCUAAAACUGGGAAUCCCACACCUGAAAUCUCUCUUGAUAUCCCGGUAAAGUGGAAACCAGUGCAAACACCAUCGUUAGAGUACUUGAAUAUUGGUGGUUCGGAUAAACUAUUCAUGUCAAAAGAACUUUUCCUAGAUAGAGUGAAGUUCUGGAGUGAAUUGAUGCCUUCCAUUCGUGAUAUAGCAGGCGCUGUGUAUAAUUACCGUAGACCCAUCAAAGAUGAAUUAUAAAAUAUUUCCUAAUUAAUAGACCUUCAAUAUUAAAAUAAUCUUGAGGGUUUCUCGUACUUUUAUGUUUAAUUAACAAAUGUCUAAUAUUUUUGUUAUCCAUUGAAUGAGUUUAUUAUUCAAAUUCAUUUUUAAUGCGGGAACUUUAAAGUGAAAUAGUAAUAAGUUUUCUUUGUAGAUAGCUUGUUAUUUUCAACAUUUAGUUUUUUCUGAAAUGAAUGUUACAAUUUCAUAAGAAAAUACUAAAAAUGGCCAUACAUUUCUUUUGAAUUUUAUUAUUACUUUGAGGCAUAUCUCUUAAUUUAUUUUAUUCUCUUGAAUACAUUUUUAUAAUUAGGUAAGAUCAGGACGUGUUAUAUAUUGACAUACUUAUUAUGUUUAACCAUUAGCCUAGAUUGCAGAGUGAUAAAUUACAUUUUUCCAAGAGAAAUAAAUAAGGGUGCUCAAUACAUAUUACUACUUCGACUUUACUGGUUCUUGCAACAGUUAUUUUUCAAACAAGUAAUUACUUCGCAAUAAUUGCAGGAAAAGAUCAUUAGUGCAUGUUGAUUAAAAGAGUUUUUAAUUCAAUAAUUGGCUGUCCAGCUAAUGAUGAAUAGAACAAGCAUAAAUUAUCAUGAGCUAUUUAUAUAAUAAAAAUUAAUGGUAAAGAUUAUUCAUAUAUUCUUCCUACACUUACUGAUUUAAAUUGUAUUAACGCAAACCUAAAUAAAACUAGUGCAUCCUCUACUACUGCGACUCUAGAACUGAUAUUUUUAAAGAAAUAAAACUUUAUUUGUUAACAUAGAUUCAUGAAUUAUGACAGUUGAAAUUGAAUAAGACUAAUUUUUCUGUAAACAUAUCUUUUAUGUUCAGUAUUUCAUUGUACUUUCUAAUAUUGUAAAAAAAUUUGAACUAACGAAUUGUAAGUGCACCAUAUCGACUUCUGUCAGUUGCUCCCUCCCUCUCUCUCUCUCUCUCUCUCUCUCUCUCUCUCUCUCUCUCUCUCUCUCUCUCUCUCCUGUAUUAGGUCCUUUAUCCAGUUUCAUCCAUUGACAUAUCUAAAAUAUCUUUAAACAACCAUGAAAUAACCUUGUAAAUUUUAAAUUACUUUAAAAUAGCCUUAGAUAAUUUUAAACGUUAUGAAACCAA